Limulus polyphemus (Atlantic horseshoe crab) is the source of this 585-nucleotide messenger RNA. RefSeq names its product polycystic kidney disease protein 1-like 3. Gene Ontology annotation, cellular component: membrane. Gene Ontology annotation, molecular function: protein binding; calcium channel activity. The transcript has 3 exons. Gene Ontology annotation, biological process: detection of mechanical stimulus. The annotation marks the transcript as partial. Lineage: Eukaryota; Metazoa; Arthropoda; Merostomata; Xiphosura; Limulidae. The record is from RefSeq and is a predicted model, not a curated record.
GUACAGUUUAUUGUUUCUGGCGAUGAUGAUGAGACAGAAGUAAGAACUUUGGAUGAUCCCAAGAGGUCAAUAUUGCGUCGUAAUGGAGUGGACGUGUUUGUCAUGGCCGUCCCCAGGAGUCUCGGUCAACUAAACUUCAUACGCAUCUGGCAUGACAACUCGGGAAAGGGGAAGUGGAAGUCGUGGUUCCUGAAAUACGUUGUAUUUCGAGAUGUUCAAACUGGUCACAAAUUUGAAUUUGUGUCUAAUCGUUGGUUUGCUGUUGAAGAGGAUGAUGGAAUGGUUGAUCGUCUACUUCCUGUGGCUGGAAAAGCUCAGUUGUCAGAAUUCUCUCACCUUUUCUCGACAACCUCCCAGAAAAACUUGACUGAUGGUCACUUGUGGUUUUCGGUUUUUACUCGUCCUCCACGCAGUCGGUUCACCAGAGUCCAGCGAGUUUCCAGCUGCAUGGCAUUGCUGUAUUUAUCGAUGUUAGUGAAUGCCAUGUGGUACGAAAGAACCUCGGAUCAACCAAGUCCAAAUGCAGUGAAGUUUGGACCUUUUUCACUCAGUCCGGAACAGGUGGUGUACUUUCAUCUUUUGUGA